Molecule: messenger RNA, 894 nt
Organism: Diversispora eburnea
Lineage: Eukaryota; Fungi; Glomeromycota; Glomeromycetes; Diversisporales; Diversisporaceae
Source: the annotation of a GenBank genome assembly
AUGAACAAAUCUCAAUUUCGUGAAGAUAAUAAUGAUGCAUUCCCGAGUGAUUUUCUUAUAUCUGAAUCUAGUUACAUUUCGGAACCUUCCUUUAUGGAAGACGUAUGUUUUAUGGAAGAAACUCCAAUGCUUGAUAAUUUUGAAGUCAACGAAAAUAAUGGUCUAUCCGAUAUUGAAAAAUGGGAAACUGUACAUAUUGACACGUGGCUAAAAAAGCUUUACAAAGAUAAACCCGUGCCGCUUUUCGAAAGGAACCCUGCAACAGCGAAUGCUUUACACAAGAUAUCACUCUUAAACCAACAACAAGACGCUAUAUCUGAAAUCAUUCUUCAACAACAAAAAAUUCACGCGCUGGAAUAUCGCACUGAAGCUCUACGAAUCAAAGAUAUUUUGGAUACUAUAGGAAUAAGUAAAGAAAAUUUAUCAAAGAAUGGUGCGUUGGCAUUAAAAUCAUUAUCCUCUUUAGCUACAAUUUUUGGUUUAAAAGAUGUCGAACGAAGCAGUUAUCUUUCGGCUAUAGCACAAUUAACAAUAGAUUCAUAUGAAACGGAACGUCAAAGAUAUGAAGUUUCGCGUAUAAUCGAAUCCUUAAAAAUCAAUACGCAAGAAGCUAAAUUGAAAGAAGAAAAAUUAAUUAUACUUUUAACGAACCUUCGAAAGAAAUGGGAUUUACACGAAAAACAAAAAAUUAAAGAAUGGGAAGCGAAUAAUGAUUUAGUCAGUAAGAAAGCAAUAGAAUAUAAUCAGAAAUUGAUACGACUGGAGAAACAAUAUUCAUCAAUGAACAUUGAGAAAGAAGGACUAAAUUUUCGAAAAUUGAAACAGAGAGAAGAGAAAGAUAUUAUGAUGGCUCAAUUAAAGUUGGAUGAGGCUAAACAAACUUUGAAAUGUUGA